This is a messenger RNA of Gadus macrocephalus (Pacific cod), 2159 nucleotides long. RefSeq names its product N-lysine methyltransferase SMYD2-A-like. Gene Ontology annotation, cellular component: nucleus. Lineage: Eukaryota; Metazoa; Chordata; Actinopteri; Gadiformes; Gadidae. The record is from RefSeq and is a predicted model, not a curated record. Gene Ontology annotation, molecular function: protein binding. Bases 243 to 1553 code for a protein of 436 amino acids. The transcript is spliced from 12 exons.
AGAUUGGACCCAGACUAUGGCCACUUUAUUCUGACUUUGUCUAGAGCGCCUCCUAUCCAAUAAGCGGCAGUGCUGCGCCCUAGAGCAGGUCUAAUCAAAUGAUCCCGGAAAGGAGAACGCAAAGAAGACCAAACAAGUCAUUCAGUAGAUAAGAUCAUUAUAGAGCAGUCACAUAUAGAGCAGUCACACACAGAGCAGCGGUCUGGCAGCGAUUCGUCAAGAUAACGGAAGACGGAAGGAUAAUGAAAAACGAAGGCGUCGAGGGGACCGAGAGGUUCCUGAGUCCUGACAAGGGAAGAGGACUGCGGGCGGUCCAACACUUUGCCGUCGGGGAGCUGGUGUUCGCCUGCCCUGCGUACUCCUAUGUGUUGACAGUGAAUGAGAGGGCAGCACAUUGUGAAUACUGCUUCUCAAGGAAAGAGGGCCUUUCCAAGUGUGGCAAAUGUAAACAAGCCUUCUACUGUGAUGUCGACUGUCAGAAGGGAGAUUGGCCCAUGCACAAACUGGAAUGUUCAGCCAUGUGUGCCUAUGGGGAGAACUGGUGUCCGUCUGAAACCGUCAGACUAGUGGCCAGAAUCAUAAUGAAACAGAGAGCGACAACGGAACGGACAACCUCAGAGCGACUGCUGCUGCUUACAGAGUUUGAAUCCCAUCUGGAUAAGUUGGACAGCGAGAAGGAGGAGCUGAAUCAGUCGGACAUCGCAGCCCUCCACCACUUCUACUCCAAAAACAUCAUAGAUCUUCCUGAUAACCAGGCACUCAUUGAGCUCUUCGGCCAGGUCAACUGUAACGGCUUCACCAUCGAGGACGAGGAGCUCUCCCAUCUCGGUUCUGCCGUGUUCCCAGAUGUAGCACUGAUGAACCACAGCUGCAGUCCAAACGUCAUCGUCACCUACAAAGGCACCGUGGCCGAGGUGCGCGCCGUGCAGGACAUCAACCCCGGGGACGAGGUCUUCAACAGCUACAUAGACCUGCUCUACCCCACUGAAGACAGGAGGGAGCGCUUGAUUGACUCUUACUUCUUCAACUGCCAGUGUGACGAGUGCACCUCGAAGUCAAAGGACAGCGCUAAGAUGGAGAUAAGGAAGAAGCUGAGUUCUCCGCCAGAACCAGAGGAAAUACGAACCAUGGUAUAUUACGCCAAGAAUGUCAUCGAGGAGUUCAGAAGAGCCAAGCACUACAAGACUCCCAGUGAACUGCUUGAAAUGUGCGAGCUGAGCCAGGAGAAGAUGGGCUCUAUAUUCGCCGACACCAACGUCUACAUGCUGCACAUGAUGUACCAGGCGAUGGGCGUGUGUCUCUAUAUGCAAGACUGGGACGGAGCCAUGAGCUAUGGAGAGAAGAUCGUCCAGCCCUAUAGCGUGCACUACCCCCCCUACUCUCUGAACGUGGCGUCCAUGUAUCUGAAGCUUGGACGGCUGUACCUGGGGCUCGAGAGAAAGACGCAAGGGAUAAAGGCUCUGAAGAAGGCACAGGCGAUCAUGGAGGUAGCCCAUGGGAAGGACCACCACUAUGUGGCGGAGGUCAAACGUGAGAUCGAGGAGCAAAACUAAAAGGAGAUGCAGGAGGAGCAGUUCAUGUCCACACAGAGGCGUUGGGAUUAUUGCCACCUCGCCUUUAAGCAAAAAGAAAAAAACACAGAAUUUCAAAUGCACAGCAUGCGUCGUGUACCUCCUUUUUCUUUUCUUUUCUUUUCCCGGUUAAGUGAUGUCCAAUACAGUGUUUGUGUCCACCGGUUUAUCCCCGUUUGUGUAGUUGGUCGUGUUUCUGUUUCUGUUAACGGUUUUGUCGUGUGUACAUGUCAAAGUCUGGUCUAGGAUGACCUGCGUCGGGCAUGUCCUGUUCAGCGCGAUCUUAAUUUGUAUAUUUUUUUUUUAAAGUGGGCAUGGCUUAAUUUACUAAAUGUUUCUAACUGUGUUUGCGUUUCUGAGGCGUUCCCUCCCCCCAGUGUUUGGUAGAAUAAACCACGAGUUCCUAAGGAAUGCAAAGGAAAAACGUGACGACUUUAUGAAGUUGUUUUUGAUUUUGGUUUGUUUUGUUUGAAGAAAAGAAAUAUGACACAUAUUGAGUCAGUUUAAUGACUCGCCAACUCAUCCAACUAAUCUGAAACCAUUGUGCCAUCUAAAAAGAUCAUCAAUAAAUUGAAUCAGUUUGUAUUA